Messenger RNA from Aspergillus puulaauensis, 720 nucleotides. Its product is annotated as sugar O-acetyltransferase. Gene Ontology annotation, molecular function: acetyltransferase activity. The record is from RefSeq and is a predicted model, not a curated record. Bases 1 to 720 code for a protein of 239 amino acids. The transcript is spliced from 3 exons. NCBI's taxonomy places the organism in Eukaryota, Fungi, Ascomycota, Eurotiomycetes, Eurotiales, Aspergillaceae.
AUGUUGUCCCACAUCGACGAGCGCGAGAACCUGGCUCACAUGGGGCGCGGCGAGCUGUACUACGCUUUUACACCAGAACUCGUCGCUGCCAGAAAGCGAUGCGCCCGUGCCGUCAACCGGCUGAACAAUUCUGGGGAAUUGAGCAGGCGAGAAAUCGCUGAGUUCUGGAAAGAAAUCACCAACGACCCUCGAGACCUCCCACCGCCGGCCGCCACCGAAGACGAAGAGGACGCAGUGCUGCAUGAAUAUCCCUGGAUCGAGCGACCCAUCAACAUCGACUACGGGACGAACGUCAAAGUCGGAAGUAACGUCUUUAUCAACUUCAACUGCACAAUCCUGGAUACAUGCACUGUAUCCAUCGGAUCACGGACACUCAUCGGACCGAACGUUUCCCUGUUCAGCGGCACGCAUCCAGUAGAUCCAGACCUCCGCAAUGGAACAUAUGGGCCAGAGAUGGGUGGUCGUGUUACAAUCGGCCAGGACUGCUGGAUUGCUGGUAAUGCCAUCAUCCUGCCCGGAGUUACGGUUGGCGAUGGCUGUACUAUCGGGGCGGGGAGUGUUGUCACCAAGGACGUCCCGCCUUACCACGUUGCCGCCGGAAACCCCGCCAGAAUCCUGCGCAAGAUUGAACGGUCUGGAAGUAGGAUUAACGGGACAAAUGGUUCCGAUCAGGGGUCAAUUAAAACCACGCCGAGAGUUAGUGGUGGCGGUGGGAAAUAA